UGCUGCUGCAAAAAACCAUCGAAGGAGUAAAAAUUAUCAAAAUAGACCGUGGAAAUUAUUUUUGUAGUUGCAGGCAGGUGAAAGUGCAGUCUAAGGAUGACUCGUCAAAAUAAUAGAGAACGUAACGAACGUUCGAGUGGGCGCUAACAGUUGUUACGGUUGAAUCUUUAGUGAACCACUGCCCAAUGUUCAACCUAUUCUACCUCUUUAAUAAUAAACAGUUAAUUAUUAUUAUUUACACGUAGGAGAAGGUGAACGAAGUCGGUACCAUUUUCAAUAAUAAUAAUGGAUUAAUUAUUGCGCAAGUCAUUCCGGUGAUCACGAGGCGUACUUCCACAGUUGAAUAACACCCGCUCUUUCCCCCUUUUUUUCGUUUUAUUUACACAUUGAAUGCUGAACAGUGAAUCAUUGAAAUCUGGUGGUGUCAACAGCCGGGAUAUGAGUGAAGUUAAAGGGUCCAAUUUUGAUGUUUUGGAGGACUUGUAAAGUUUUUUAUUGGCGGUAACUACAUGAUUUUGUUAUCGUGUACGCAUUGAGCUGUUAUAACGAUAGUGUGCCACGUGAAUGCUUAGUUUUUUUUUUAUUAUUAUUUCUUGGGAGACGUAAUACAGCUGAUGACAAACGUCACACAUGAGAGCUAGAAUAGUUGAACAAUUCACGGUUUUUCAAGGAUUAUUCAUGGUUAUUUGGAUUAUAGCGGACAACUAACCUCAAAGCUCCAGACGCUGGGGACAUUCCGGUGAGAUCUUGAGGAGUAACUCCCCUUAAUAUUAAUGGAUGGCGAGGAAGAUUAUUUAUCACAAAAUGUACCAAAAAUCAAAAUGGACCAAAAGACAUUUGUUAUUGGAUCUCCAACUGAGCCUGGGACUGAGAACGAGUGGGAGAAUGUCUGCAAGGACGAGACAGACCUCGGUGACAUGACAUUCUCAAUGACUAAUUAUAUCACUGAAGCUAUGAAGAUGAUGUUUAUUAUGAGAAGCCAUCACAUGCUGACUGAUGUCAUUCUGGAGGUGGGCUCUGAACUAUUUCAUGCACACAAAGUCAUCUUGGCAGCUGCUAGUCCAUACUUUAAGGCGAUGUUCACAGGAGGGUUGAAAGAAUGUGAAAUGACAAGGGUAAAACUUCAGGGUGUCUGCCCAACAGCAAUGGCCAGGCUCAUGUUCUUCAUGUACACCGGACAAAUAAGAGUAACUGAAGUCACUGUUUGUUCCCUUCUCCCUGCAGCAACAAUGUUCCAGGUGAAUAAUGUAAUAGAAGCCUGCUGCGUAUUUCUAGAAAAACAGUUAGAUCCAACAAAUGCCAUUGGAAUUGCAAAUUUCGCUGAACAACAUGGCUGUCACAAUCUCCACCGCAAGGCAAAUCAAUUCAUUAUCCAGCACUUCAGUAGAAUAUGCCAGGAGGAGGAGUUCCUGCAAUUGUCAGCAAUGCAGCUAAUAUCACUCGUGAGAAAGGACGAGUUGAAUGUUCAGGAAGAACGAGAGGUCUAUAAUGCUGUCCUUAAGUGGGUUAAGUACAAUGAGGAUGCUAGAGGUCCAAAGAUGGAGCAUAUACUGCACGCUGUGAGGUGUCAGUACUUGACGCCGAGUUUUCUCAGGGAACAGAUGAAAAAUUGCGAUGUACUCAAGAAGGUACCCGCCUGCAGGGAGUACCUUGCACAGAUAUUCAAGGAUCUGACAUUGCAUAAGAAGCCUGUUGUUAAGGAGAGGACACCCAACACUCCCAGGGUAAUUUAUAUCGCUGGGGGAUUCUUCAAACACUCUUUGGAUAUUUUGGAGGGAUACAAUGUUGAUGACAAAACGUGGACACAACAUGCCAAGCUCAUUGUACCUAGAUCUGGUCUCGGCGGUGCUUUUCUCAAGGGAAUGUUUUAUGCAGUCGGGGGAAGAAAUAAUUCACCUGUUAGUAGGCUCGCCCCUGGGGAUAACAGAUAUGACAGCAAUUGGAUUGACAGAUACAACCCAGUGCAGGACCAAUGGCGGCCAUGCGCAACAAUGUCAGUUUCAAGGAAUCGUGUUGGUGUUGCUGUGAUGGAUGGACUUCUUUAUGCUGUGGGAGGAUGCUCGGGGCUACAGUAUUAUAAUAGUGUAGAGUCUUACGAUCCUGAAACAGAUUCUUGGAGUAAUGUUAAACCCAUGCAUGUUAAGAGGCUUGGAGUGGGUGUUGCAGUGGUCAACCGGCUGCUAUAUGCAAUCGGUGGAUACGAUGGGGCCAACAGAUUAAAUUCAGUUGAAUGUUAUCACCCUGAGAAUGACGAAUGGACGAUGGUUGCACCUAUGCAAUCAAAUAGAUCGGGUGCUGGUGUGGCUAGCUUAGGACAAUGUAUCUACGUUGUUGGAGGAUAUGAUGGAAGUGCUCAAUUGAAUUCCGUGGAAAGAUACGAUACCGAGACUGAUCGUUGGACGUUUGUCAGCAGUGUUUCGAUAGCACGUAGUGCACUUAGUGUUACUGUUUUGGACGGAAAAUUAUAUGCCAUGGGCGGUUAUGAUGGCUCGGCAAUCCUUAGUAUCGUGGAAAUAUAUGAUCCUGCAACUGACAAAUGGGAGUUAGGUCCAUCCAUGACAUCAGCUAGAUCAGGACACGCAAGUGCAGUAUCCUACCAUCAUUGUCCCAUAAAUUGCGAUCACUGGGAUCUCAGCAUUGGGCCAGAGCGUGCACCCUCGUGAUAUUCUAAUUAUAUUGUUAAAAAUCUUCACACUCAGCCACGCGAAUAAUACAUUUUAUUCUCGACGAAGUUCUCGUUGCGUCCAGUAUAGUAGAUUAAUUUUUUAUGAAGUUACGGUAGUAAUUGUGAUUGCCCGAAGUCAGGUACAUAAAGAUAGUAAAGGCAUAUUUUUAAUCAAAUCAACUGAGCCUGCGGAGUUUUAUUUAUGAGAUUUUUUUUACCGUUUUCAGUGUAUGUAAAAAUGCAUGAGAUAGAAAUGCCACUGUGACCACAUUCCCACAUACAUACGCCCUUUUCACAUUGUUUUUCAUAAAUAAAAAAUAUCAUAGAACAAAACUGAUGUAAUAAAGAAUAUUUUUCAAUAAAACAAUUUUUGAAAAGAAAA
This is a messenger RNA of Diachasmimorpha longicaudata, 3047 nucleotides long. RefSeq names its product kelch-like ECH-associated protein 1B (gene Keap1). Bases 774 to 2663 code for a protein of 629 amino acids. The record is from RefSeq and is a predicted model, not a curated record. The transcript has 7 exons. Lineage: Eukaryota; Metazoa; Arthropoda; Insecta; Hymenoptera; Braconidae. Gene Ontology annotation, molecular function: protein binding.